Messenger RNA from Venturia canescens, 8793 nucleotides. RefSeq names its product neurofibromin 1 (gene Nf1). NCBI's taxonomy places the organism in Eukaryota, Metazoa, Arthropoda, Insecta, Hymenoptera, Ichneumonidae. The record is from RefSeq and is a predicted model, not a curated record. Gene Ontology annotation, biological process: regulation of GTPase activity.
GUUCGUGUUGAAUGGCGUCUUCGGGCGUUUCGUGAAAACAUCGUUUCCCCUGUUCCCCCACCCGAGCACACCCUUCCCUCUAUCUUUCUUUUUCUUUCUCUUUUCUCGCUCUCUCUUUCUCUCUCUCUCUCUCUUUCUGUUCCUCUGUUUCCGUCUCUGUCUUUCAAUGUAGUGGAGUGGAUAUAUUUAUCGUGUGCAAUCUUUUCAUCGGUCGCGGGUUUCUCGUGGAUUUCUGCCAAUAAGGAAAAGUCUAGAAAUAAUAUAAACAUCGAGAAAUGGGGUAUUGUCGGUGAAGAGGGACGAAAGAGAGACGCAAUGGGCACCCAAAAGCCCAGCGAAUGGGCCGGGUUGCUUAUCGCGCGUUUCGAGGAUCAGCUACCAUGCAGAGCCGGUCCGCAAACGACCCAUUCGCGUCUCAACGAAGAAAAAAAUCAGAAGUAUUUAAUACAAAUAUCGCGCUAUCGGUUUUCGCAUGUGAUACAGUGCCUAACAAAGAUGCUUCAGCAUGUUAACGAAAUGAUCAUUAAUACUGGCACUCAAAGAUGGUUGAACGGUUCGGAGCAGGACAAAAAUUGUUACGAAUCUAUAAUCAUUAUCCUCGAUACGCUGGAACAGUGCCUAACCAAUCAACCCAAAGAUACAACGAACUUUGACGAAACUACAAAUAUUAAACUUUUACUCAGGGAGAUUUGCCGAUUUAUCAAUGUACCGAACGACUGUCCUUAUUACAUGCAUUUGAAGAAUUUGGCUAGCAAAGUAUUAUUCGCUCUUAGCUUGAAUUUCUUCAAUGCAGUAUUCAAUAGAAUAUCGGCUCAUCUUCAGGAAGCGACAAUAGCUGCCUCUGGGUCAAGCGAUGAAUGUCCUGAUCAUAGCGACAUAGAACUCAUUCAGCUUAUAAACGUUGAUGUCAAAAGGCUCAUCAAACUGUUGAACGAAACAAUACUGAAGAUACGUAACUUAAAAAAAUCGGCUCACAUAGUUUUGAUGAAUUCAUUGGAAAAGGCGAUAUGGAAUUGGAUGGACACGUAUCCCCACGAAUUUGCGGAUAUCCAAAAACGUCAGAACGACGAGCUUGCUAAAGCAUGCGACGAAUUGUUCGACAUACUGGACACAUUUGCGGACAUCAAGAAAGGUCGAGUGUUCGCGGUAUGGCCGUUGCAAAUAAUGCUGCUCAUACUGUCACCGGUUGUAUUGGAGGAAAUAGUGAAUGCUGAUACAGGGGCGCCGUGUUCACCGAAACAUUCGAAGAAGAAACAGUUCAUCGAGAGUAUAAAACGAGGCAAAGUGAUGCACGGCGGUUCGGGGAAACAAUUGACCGAAGCAGCGGCCGUAACGUGCGUUAAACUCUGUAAAGCCUCAACCUACAUAAGCAAUCUUGAUUCCAGCAAUGUUAUAUUUACUCUGGUGCAGCACGUUAUCGGCGAUUUGACCAGUUUGCUUUUUAAUCCGAGCAAACCGUUUUCACGUGGUCAAAGUUACGUGGUUCAGGACGUUGAUCUCAUGAUAGAUUGUCUAGUUAGUUGUUUUCGUAUUAAACCACACAACAACGAAGUUCUCAAAGUUUGCCUAAAUUUGAACUUUCCAUCGACUUAUCAAUUCGUACUUGUCAGCUCGCUCUACAGGUACCUUAUUACUUUUCCCCUUUUCAUAAAUGUUCUCGAGGGUAACAAAAAUGCUAUCGUUGAAAAAUACUGUUACAGGAUAGUUGUACAACCAAGACUCUCGUGGUGGCCUCAAAUAGAGCUUGUAUACUCGCGUAGCGCCGAUCUUCGUAAUAUGUUUACCGACACGCUCAACAAAGUUACACAGAGUUACAUAUCUCAAACACCUCUUCGAAUGAUUCAGGGUUUAACAUUAAAAGGGAAAGAACAGAGCAAAAAUAAAGAUCGAGGAGAAGAUAUUUCCAGUCAUAGAAAUCUUCUUCUGUGGUUGGUUCGUUUAAUUCACACGGACCCCAUGCUCAUGCUUAACAACCAGGGCAAAGCCGGCCAUGAGAUACAGAGCUCGACUUUGGAGCUGAUAAAUGGUCUAGUUUCGCUGGUACAUCAGCCAACGAUGCCGGACAUUGCUCACGAAGCGAUGGAAGCGUUGCUCGCUCUUCAUCAUCCUGAUCAAAUAAAAGCUUGGAAUCCCGAAGCGCCGAUCAACACUUUUUGGGACAUAAGCUCUCAAGUACUAUUUUCCAUAUCGCAGAAGCUCAUUCAACAUCAGAUUGUCAAUUAUACCGAUAUACUGAAAUGGCUGCGAGAAAUUCUCAUCAACCGCAACGCUUUUCUCUCGCGGAACAAAGAAUACGCGAAUGUUGGUAGUCAAAUAGCCAUUUGUAAACAAGCGCAUAUCAAAUUGGAGGUCGUGUUCUUCAUGUACUUGUGGAGCAUCGAUGUCGAGGCGGUUCUUGUAGCCCUAUCGUGUUUUUCUUUGCUCUGCGAAGAGGCUGAAAUCCGCUGUGGAAGCGACGAUGUUGCCGAUACUUGCCCAUUGCCUAAUUAUCACCAUUACGUCGAGCUUGCUCAGAUUUCUACGGUUUUCACUAACGCCAGCGGAGACACGACGAUUACUUGCCAACGACAUAACGAUGGACGAGCAGCUUUGCGGAGAAGAAUAAUGGCACUGCUAAGAAAAAUCGAGCAUUGCGUAAAUGGCGUUCAACCGGCUUGGGAAGAGACGUUCAGAAAUUGGGAAUCAAUUUGGCGACAGUUGACGAACAAUCCGAAAAACAAAACGGAAGAAGGACAAGUCGAGGCGUUUCACCGUAACACGGGAAAGCGGAGAGCGUCUCAUCAGAAUUCGGAUUACGAAUUGGACGAUCAAAUAAACGAAUGGGCGAACAUGACGGGAUUUUUGUGUGCCCUCGGUGGUGUCUGUUUGCAGCGAAAGUCUCCAUGCAGGCCGAUAUCAGGUAUGCCGUUGCAUCCAGAACCGAAAAAAGGUUCGGCGAAGCAGCAACAGCAGAUGAUGCAAGAUUCGGUAUCUACUUUGGCGAAUCCCAGCCAAGAAGUGCAAUAUUGUCCAGUAACGCAAUUCGUCUCGAACCUGUUGCGCCUGUUGAUUUGGAACAACGAAAAAUACGGAAGUCAGAUACAGAAACACGUGAAAGAAUUAGUCGGUCACGAAAUGAGUCCGGCACUUUAUCCCAUACUUUUCGAUCAAAUAAAAAGUAUAGUAGAGAAGUUUUUCGAUCAACAAGGUCAAGUUAUUGUUCUCGACGUGAACACUCAGUUCAUCGAGCACACGAUAUUCAUUAUGAAAAAUGUUCUCGACUCGAAAACCGAUGAGCCUUCCGAUUAUCUUGGCAUAACGAGUAUUGAAGGUAUGACUCUGGCGAUCGUAAGAUACGUGAGACAUUUGGACAUGACCGUCCACGCAAUCGAUAUAAAAACGAAGCUCUGUCAGCUCGUCGAAGCCAUGAUGAAAAGACGCGACGAUCUCGUGUUCCGACAGGAAAUGAAGUUCCGUAACAAACUUGUCGAAUAUCUGACCGAUUGGGUUAUGGGCACAACUCAUCAAAUGGCACCUCCCAGUAACAGCGACAGCAGCACGAUCACGAGAGAUCUCGAUCAAGCCUGUAUGGAAGCAAUCGGUGCACUCCUUCUCGGCCUGCCUCUUCAACCCGAAGAAUCCGAUCGUGGCGAUCUCAUGGAAGCAAAAUCACAACUUUUUCUCAAAUAUUUUACACUCUUUAUGAAUUUAUUAAACAACUGCAACGACGCCACGGCUGAGGAAAAAGAAGUCGUCUCCAGGCAACACCUGCACACGGGUAAUCUUUCGACUCUGCGAAAUGCCACCAUUCAAGCCAUGAGUAAUCUCCUCAGCGCUAACAUUGACAGCGGUCUCAUGCAUUCAAUCGCAUUGGGUUAUAACCGAGACCUCCAAACACGAGCAGCAUUUAUGGAAGUUUUGACGAAAAUACUUCAACAAGGAACGGAAUUCGAUACCUUGGCGGAGACAGUGUUAGCCGAUCGGUUCGAGCAAUUGGUCCAAUUGGUAACGAUGAUAAGUGACAAAGGUGAACUGCCGAUAGCGAUAGCCCUCGCGAACGUUGUAACGUCGAAUCAAAUGGACGAAUUAGCGAGAGUAUUCGUUACUUUAUUCGAUGCGAAACACCUGUUAUCGCCUCUCCUUUGGAACAUGUUUUAUCGCGAGGUCGAAGUUUCGGACUGCAUGCAAACUCUGUUCCGCGGUAACAGUCUUGGCAGCAAAAUCAUGGCAUUUUGUUUCAAAAUCUACGGUGCUACGUAUUUGCAAAAUUUGUUGGAGCCCUUGAUAAAGCCUUUGCUGGAUGAUCCUUUCACGAGAUUCGAGGUCGACAGCGCAAGGAUCGACGUCAACGAGAAUAUUGUCGAAAAUGGAAGGAAUCUCAUAGCUCUUACACAAAAAGUAUUCGAUGCUAUAGUUUCCUCAGCGGAUCGAUUUCCUCCACAAUUACGCUCGAUGUGUCACUGUCUCUACCAAGUUUUGAGCAAAAGAUUUCCGCAGUGUCCGCAAAACAACAUCGGCGCAGUCGGUACUGUCAUAUUUUUACGAUUCAUCAAUCCGGCAAUCGUUUCGCCCCAAGAGAUGGGAAUUGUCAACAAACAAGUACCGCCUCACGUUAAAAGAGGCCUCAUGCUCAUGUCAAAGAUACUUCAGAAUAUUGCGAAUCACGUACAAUUCAGCAAAGAACAACAUAUGCUACCGUUCAACGAUUUUCUUCAAGCUCAUUUUGAAAUUGGACGAAGAUUCUUCAUACAAAUAGCCUCGGAUUGCGAGACAGUAGAUCAGGCUAAUCAUCCAAAGUCUUUCGUUUCGGAUGUCAAUGUUUUGGCUCUUCAUCGAUUGCUUUGGAAUCAUCAGGAAAGAAUCGGCGAUUAUCUCAGCAGUAGCAGAGAUCACAAGGCCGUUGGUCGUCGUCCUUUUGACAAAAUGGCUACGUUGCUCGCUUACCUAGGUCCACCCGAACACAAGCCGGUUGAUUCGCACUUGUUGUUUUCAUCGUCCUACGCACGAUGGUCCAGCAUCGAUAUGUCUUCGACGAAUUUCGAAGAAAUAAUGGUGAAGCACAAAAUGCACGAGAAGGAAGAAUUCAAAAGCAUCAAAAGCUUAAACAUAUUUUAUCAGGCGGGCACGAGCAAACUCGGCCAUCCAGUUUUUUAUUAUAUAGCACGAAGAUACAAAAUCGGCGAGACAAACGGCGAUCUCUUGAUUUACCACGUAAUUCUGACUCUCAAACCAUUCUGUCACGCUCCGUUCGAGCUCGUAGUAGAUUUCACGCACACAUGUUCGGACAAUCGUUUUCGUACGGAAUUUUUACAAAAAUGGUUCCACGUGCUGCCGGAGGUUGCUUACGAGAACAUACAUGCGGCUUAUAUCUACAAUUGUGACAAUUGGGUACGAGAAUUUACCAAGUAUCACGACCGAAUACUGGCGCCGUUGAAGGGCAAUCGCAAAGUGGUGUUCGUGGAUGGUCCUGGUCGAUUGAAUGAUCUCAUUGAUCCGGAGCAACAAAAAUUGCCCGGUGCAACUUUGUCCCUCGACGAGGACCUCAAAGUAUUUACGAGUGCGCUAAAGCUCUCGCACAAGGAUACUAAAGUUUCGGUGAAGGUUGGACCAACCGCGAUACAAAUAACCUCAGCGGAGAAGUGUAAAGUAUUGUCCCACUCGGUUUUCCUCAACGACGUUUAUUACGCUUCGGAAAUCGAGGAAGUUUGCCUCGUGGAUGACAAUCAGUUCACGUUGACGAUAUCGAACGAGGCGGUGCCGUUGUCUUUCAUACACAACGACUGUGAUAGCAUAGUACAGGCGAUAAUACACAUAAGGAAUCGAUGGGAAUUGUCACAGCCGGAUUCGAUGUCGGUACAUCCGAAAAUUCGACCCAAGGACGUGCCUGGAACGCUGUUGAACAUGGCACUCUUGAAUCUCGGCAGUUCCGAUCCAAAUCUCCGAACAGCAGCCUACAAUCAAUUGUGCGCUUUGACCGCGACGUUUGACCUCAAGAUCGAGGGACAACUAUUGGAAACAUCGGGUUUAUGUAUACCUUCGAACAACACGAUAUUUAUAAAACAUCUGAGCGAGACAUUGGCCGCUAACGAUCCUCACCUCACACUCGAAUUUCUCGAAGAGUGCAUCCAAGGUUUUCGCGUUUCGACGAUCGAGCUUAAACACUUGUGUCUCGAGUACAUGACCCCGUGGCUCAAGAACCUCGUACGUUUUUACAAGCCUAACGACGAGGGUGGCAAACGAAAGAAACAGGUCAAUCAAAUAUUGGAAAAGCUGAUAACCCUGACGAUCGAAGAGGUUGAAAUGUAUCCGAGCAUUCAAGCUAAAAUCUGGAGCACCAUCGGACGAUUGCCUGAUCUCAUUGACACCGUCCUCGAUAAUUUUAUCCAAAAAAGCGUCAAAUAUGGUCUUGGCUCACCGAUGGUAGAGAUAUUGGCCGAUACAGCGGUUGCACUUGCGUCCGGUAAUGUUCAGCUCGUCGCAAAAAAAGUAAUUGGACGUUUGUGUCGGGUCGUCGACAAAACUUGCACUUCUCCGACUCCUUUGCUCGAAGAACACAUGAUGUGGGACGACAUCGCUAUAUUAGCGCGUUAUUUGCUCAUGCUCUCGUUCAACAAUUGCCUCGAUGUUGGAAAACAUCUUCCAUAUUUGUUUCACACGGUAACGUUCCUCGUUUGUUCCGGAAGUCUUUGUAUGCGAGCCUCGACUCACGGACUUGUUAUAAACAUCAUACACUCACUUUGUACCUGCAGUUCGCCCUCCUUCUCCGAGGACACUUAUCGAGUUUUACGUAUGAGCCUCGACGAAUUCUCAUUGCCUAAAUUUUAUCUUCUUUUUGGCAUAAGCAAAGUUAAAUCUGCUGCGGUAACGGCUUUUCGCUCGAGUUACAGACAUUCGAGUGAGAAAUGGUUUGGCAACGAGAGAAGUAUUUGCAGGGCUGAAGAUCGUGAGUAUCUCGCGCUCACCAGUCUCGAAGUAAUCACCGACGCACUCUUGGAAAUCAUGGAAGCUUGCAUGCGCGACAUACCGACCUGCGAUUGGCUGACGACUUGGACAUCGUUGGCGAAGAGCUUCGCUUUUUGUUUCAACCCGGCGCUCCAGCCACGAGCACUAAUAGUCUUCGGUUGUAUCAGCAAGAGCAUUACUGAUCAGGAUAUAAAACAAUUGUUAAGGAUUCUCGUCAAAGCUCUCGAGAGCUUCAACGACAUAACUCUCCUCGAAGCAAUUGUAAUGUGUCUGACCAGGCUUCAGCCACUUUUGAGGCCUGAAUCACCGAUUCAUCGUUAUUUGUUCUGGGUUGCAACUUCGGUGCUUCAAUUGGACGAAGCGCCUCUGUACGCCUCGGGACUCGCACUUCUCGAACAAAACUUGCACACUCUCGAUUCCCAGGGUACCUUCGAUGACAAGAGCCUCGAAAAAGUGAUGAUGUCAGUGAGAGAUCCUCUCGAAUGGCACUUCAAACAACUCGAUCACGCCGUUGGACUCUCCUUCAAAUCCAAUUUCCACUUUGCCCUCGUUGGACAUUUGCUCAAGGGCUACCGUCACCCGACGCCGACAACUGUCACAAGAACAACAAGAGUACUCACCAUGUUAUUGGCCAUCGUUGCAAAGCCGUUUAGCAGAGACAAAUUCGAAGUAACGCCUGAAAGCGUAGCUUAUCUCACGGCUCUUGUUUCCGUUUCCGAAGAAGUUCGUAGUCGCUGUCACAUCAGGCAUUCACUCGCUAGACAUUUCACCGAAUCGAAUAGCAAUGAUUUUAUCGAUACGACAACGAGCAAUGGAACUCCCGAACCGACCUCCGGGAAUAUCAGUCGAACGAAUAAGAAACAAAAGUCUUGGGACCUUUUGGAUCCUUCGGCCAUUUCGCAAGCUCGCCAACAAAAACAAUUCGCUACUCAUCCACCUGGUCGUAGCACGUUGCUCAAAACUCAAAGAUCCUUCUCCGUACCAGUGACCAAAGAAACAACCCCAAAACCGAACGAGGACACUGUAACUAAGAAUCGCAGUGCACGAGCCAGUGUCAGCAAUGAGAAUAACGUUUUACUCGAUCCCGAGGUGCUCACAGAUUUCACCACUCAAACUCUCGUUCUCACGAUACUCGCAACUCUAGUCAAAUACUCGACCGAUGAGAAUGAGACUCGUAUACUCUACGAUUAUCUCGCCGAAGCAUCGAUCGUAUUCCCCAAGGUUUUUCCUGUCAUUAACAAUUUGCUCGACGCUAAAAUUAGUAGUGUGCUGUCCUCGUGUCACGAUCAAAUUAUUUUGAGCGCUGUACAAGCAAUCAUACAAAACACCAUUGCUUGUGAGGACACCGGACAACAAUUGCACUAUUUGCAGAGCUGUGGAUUUGGUGGACUUUGGAGAUUCGCUGGACCUUAUGCAAAGGGUAAUCGUACGGCCGAGAGUGCCGAAUUAUUCGUCAACUGCCUCGAAGCGAUGGUCGAAACUUGUCUACCGACCGAAGAAUACGAAGCAACGAGCAGCAACAAAAACUUUGUGCCCGACAAUUCUAAGCGCUACGAUGAUACACGUGCCGACCCAACGAUGAGGGCGAGAGCUUGUUCAGCCAAGAAUAGUUUAGGUAGAACGCGUAAUUUUUCUGAGGAGAGGCCUACGACCCAAGAAAUAGCAGCUUCUUCGAUCCGCAAGGAGAAUUUGUAGAUAUAGCGUAGAUGGAAGAGAAGAAUCGAUUGAGGCAGCCAGUAAAAGCAGUAGCAGUAGUGGAUUACAAUCAUAGCGAACGUACGGUGAUUCUGGCAAUGAUCUCAAUGUUCCGGAAAGAUGUAAGAAAAAAAAAAAGUCAUCGCGCUCGACAAG